Messenger RNA from Gracilinanus agilis (Agile Gracile Mouse Opossum), 1197 nucleotides. It is a transcript of the gene BCAT1, whose product is annotated as branched chain amino acid transaminase 1. The record is from RefSeq and is a predicted model, not a curated record. Gene Ontology annotation, biological process: L-leucine biosynthetic process; L-valine biosynthetic process. NCBI's taxonomy places the organism in Eukaryota, Metazoa, Chordata, Mammalia, Didelphimorphia, Didelphidae. Gene Ontology annotation, molecular function: branched-chain-amino-acid:2-oxoglutarate transaminase activity. Gene Ontology annotation, cellular component: mitochondrion. The transcript is spliced from 11 exons. Bases 1 to 1197 code for a protein of 398 amino acids.
AUGGCCAGCCAGCCCGGAGCAACCAAGACCAUUUCCUGCGAGGAAUGUAAUUCUGAAUGUUCUUUAGGAUGUAGUGGAACAGGAGAACCAAAGCAAAUGGCAGGGACAUUUAAGGCUAAAGAUCUAAUCAUCACACCAGCCACCAUUUUAAAAGAAAAACCAGACCCAAAUAACCUUGUAUUUGGGACUGUUUUCACGGAUCACAUGUUGACAGUAGAAUGGUCUUUGAAUUUUGGAUGGGAAAAACCUCAAAUUAAGCCUCUUGAGAACUUGUCAUUACAUCCUGGUUCAUCAGCUCUUCACUAUGCAGUUGAAUUAUUUGAAGGAAUGAAGGCAUACCGAGGAGUAGAUGAAAAAAUACGUCUGUUUCGACCAAACCUCAACAUGGACAGGAUGCUUCGAUCUGCAAUAAGGGCAACUUUGCCUGAAUUUGACAAGGAAGAACUUUUAAAGUGUAUAAAAGAACUUGUGAAAUUGGAACAGGAAUGGGUUCCACACUCAACAUCAGCCAGCCUGUAUGUUCGCCCUACCCUUAUUGGAACUGAGCCUUCUCUUGGAGUAAAGAAGCCAACCAAAGCCCUUCUUUUUGUAAUUCUGUGUCCUGUGGGACCUUACUUUGCAAGUGGAAGCUUUAAUCCAGUAUCUCUGUGGGCCAAUCCGAAGUACGUAAGAGCCUGGAAGGGUGGAACUGGGGACUACAAAAUAGGAGGCAAUUAUGGUGCUUCCAUAUUUGCACAAAAUGAAGCAUUACAUUAUGGGUGUCAACAAGUUCUUUGGCUCUAUGGAGAAGAUCAUCAGAUAACUGAAGUGGGAACCAUGAACCUUUUCCUAUACUGGAUAAACGAAGAUGGAGAGGAUGAACUGGCAACUCCACCACUAGAUGGUAUCAUUCUUCCAGGAGUGACAAGGCAAAGUAUACUGGAUCUGGCACACAAAUGGGAUGAAUUUAAGGUGACUGAGAGGUACCUCACUAUGAAUGACUUAAUAGUUGCCCUAAAAGAAAACAGAGUAAAAGAGAUGUUUGGCUGUGGUACGGCUUGUGUUGUUUGCCCAGUUUCUGAUGUACUAUACAAGGGAGAGAAUAUUCAUGUUCCAACUAUGGAGAAUGGCCCUCAGCUUGCCACACGUAUUUUAAAUCAACUUACUGACAUCCAGUAUGGAAGAGAAGAGAGUGACUGGACAAUCUUGGUGUCUUGA